CGGCGCGGCGUCCUAGCGAUAGGACAGGAGAGGGCAGGGCCGAGGGCGGCAACUACCUCUGCUGACGGCGCCGGCUGCUGCCGCCGUCACCGGCGCUGCUGCAGGCGACGCCUUCGUCGUCCGACAAGAGAGGUCUCUACCGCGGUUGCCAUGUCGACGGCGCGCCCGAGCGCCGAGUUGCUGAAUACGGCGACGAUGACGCCGACAUCGACGUCCACGCUGCCAGUGACGCUGUCGCCAACAGACGCAGUGCCCGAGUCGGUGAUGGUGGGCGUGAACGGCAGCUUCCAGCAGGACUCGGCGCUGGAGUGGGAGCUGGUGCAGCGGAGGCUCCAGUGCGAGCAGCGCCUCGCGGCCAGCCGCAACGUCACACCUGCCGGGCUCUUCUGUCCCGGCCUGUUUGACGGCUGGUCCUGCUGGUUCGACACACCCGCGGGUGUCACCGCCCACGCGCCGUGUCCCGAUUUCAUCACCGGAUUCGAACCUAACCGAACGGCGCAACGGCACUGCGAGAGCAACGGCACGUGGUUCCGACACCCUGAGACGGGCGCCGGCUGGUCCAACUACACCACCUGCGUCAACCUGGACGACCUCAACUGGCGGACGCAGGUGAACCUGGUGUACGUGGCCGGCUACUCCGUGUCGCUGGUGGCGCUCAUCAUCGCGCUCGCCGUCCUCUCCUACUUCAAGUCGCUGCGGUGCGCCCGCAACACGCUGCACACGCACCUGUUCGCGAGCUUCGCGGCCAACAACGCGCUGUGGCUGUCGUGGUACGGCGCCGUGGUUCCGCGGCCCGCCGUCGUGUUCGCCAACGGCGCGGGCUGCCGGCUGCUGGCGGCGGCGCUCAGCUACGGGCUGCUGGCCAGCUACACGUGGAUGCUGUGCGAGGGCCUCUACCUGCACACGCUGCUCGUCGCCGCCUUCGUGUCGGAGGCGCGCCUGGUGCGCGUGCUCGCCGGCCUCGGCUGGGGGCUGCCCGCCGCCCCCGCGCUCGCCUACAGCGUGCUGCGCGCCACCGACGCCGACCCCGCCGAGAGCGGCCAGUGCUGGAUCAACGACAGCAAGUACCUGGCGGUGCUGGUGGCGCCCGUGUGCAUCACGAUGGCGCUCAACCUGCUCUUCCUGUGCAACAUCGUGCGCGUGCUGCUCACCAAGCUGCGCGCCGGGCCGCGCGUCGGCUCCAGCCGCCCCUCCAGCACGCUGCUGCAGGCGCUGCGUGCGGCGCUGCUGUUGGUACCCCUGCUGGGUCUGCACUACCUGCUGACGCCGUUCCGGCCCGAGAAGGACCACCCCUGGGAGAAGGCCUACGAGCUCAUCUCCGCCGUCACCGCCUCCUUCCAGGGCCUGUGCGUGGCAACGCUGUUCUGCUUCUGCAACGGCGAGGUGCUGGCGCAGGUGAAGCGCAGAUGGCAGCACCUCAUGUUCCGACCACGCGCCAACUCGUGCACGGCCACAACGGUUUCGGUACGUCAGGUUAGCUUGUGAGAUCGACCUACGGGCCGGUGGCGGGGGAGGAUAAGGUGUGAGACGCCGGCCACCGCCCCUGGCGUCGGCGUCGGCGUCGGCGUCGGAUGCGGCGGCGGCGCCGGAUGACCCCCGCCGUCGGACCGGCCGGGGCGCUCGGCCGGCGCCGUGCUGCGCGUCACCGCGGGCGACCCCGCAGCCGCCGUCGCCGCCAGCCACCUGUGACGUCACGCGCCACUGUGCUGCCCCUAGCAGCUGACUACCGGCAACGCACGAAUCGACAUAGUGUGACUGUUUCGAGAACUAAUCCCCGCACACUCGCAGACCUUCGUCUAAGACUACCAGCGAUUCUCAUCCACCUCGCAAAAGGCUCCAGCGCAGUGAAAAUUUCCUUUCACGUGUGGACUUGUGCGGGCUAGUGUAUUGUUGGAUCAAGGUCUAACGUCCCCAAGAAAUGUUAGAAAGCUUUUGUCGUAAGGUAGCAAGAUCCACAAUCUGACGGAGUGUGACUACACCAAGCAUUUGCUGAACGACUUCGGUAAACUUGACAGUGCAGUAUUACGUGUGUGUAAAACUGUGUGUUGCUAUCGAUUACACUUCCACUAUGCAUUUUUACUAUAAAAGAAAAAAAACAAGUUAGCUAUUGAUUCCUCUAGACAGCUUUAUCAGUAAGUUUGACAGACUUGAUAUUUAUAACGGACAGUUCGAGGGAAUAUUCAGAGACUGAUGGUGACUAGAAGAGACAGUCGCUCACCAGUUUAACUUCCACAAAUAAUUUGAUAUCAUGAAAGACUUUGUUACAUACUUCCCACAUUCUUAAGAGGGACUCGUCAACUAAACAUUCGAGAAAAAAGUUAAAGGAAAUCGAGAUGCCUUUUUGUGCAAUACGUAAGCUCCUUUAAGGAAAUAAGUAACUUGCAGACCAGCGAAAAAUACAUACCGUUUAUCGUUGCUGACACUGAAUCGUUACGUCCAGCAACACGAAUAUCAUCGUCCUUGCUAAGAUGCUAAGAGACGAAUCACGUUAAAGUGAAAGUUAUAUGGAGCGUAAGAGGCAGGUUUACUUAAGGUUGCUUUCGUUCUCCUCCAUUUUCAGUAUCAGUAAAACAAGUUCCAGUUUAAUACCUUGUUAAAAACAUAGUUGUGUCGAUAGAGAGGAGUCUAAAAUGUUAUCAGCAGAGUGAUCUCGCUGAACACUGAAAAACUCGCCCUCGCACCACGCCACACGUAAUAAUUCAGAAACCAAAUCAGACACUUCAGAGAUCUUUAAACAACACAUUUGUCUUUUCAUCUGCUGAAGGAGAGAUCAGAUCAGCUCAAAAUUUAAAAAUUAAACGCUUCUUGUUGAAGUGGAUUGUACACGAACUAUAGCUUGGUGGGUCAAUAGGUUGCAAAAAAUCUGCGCCUCAGACUCGCAUACGUGGGUGUUACAACCUUCCCAAUAUCUCCCCUUCCCCAAGUGAUCUACAGGCCUAAACUAUGGUAGUACAAGGUUCUUCUUUUUGCGCCCUUGCCUCCAGUCACUCGUCCUUGAAAUGACAUAUGGUGUGAUGCCUCAACAAUAUCGUCAGCUAUAUAGAGGUUAUGGGACUAUGUACCGCUGUAGUACUAUUAGAUGCAUUUGGUGACAACGGACUUCCGAGAACCGCCCAGGAUAUCACUCGAAGAGCAGUGGAUGUAGUCGACAUGUUAAACGGACACAGCAAAGUCGCAAAUCCAUGGUAUUCUAUAACUAAAUAAAACUUUUCGCUUAGUUAUUUUCUACCUCUCUAUUAAAUGAAUGUUACUUUCCGCAUUUGUAUGUUGUAGUACGAAUAUGUUUUUCAGAGUCCUAAAAAAGAAUGUGUUUAUUUCCAUAUGCGUCUUUCACAGCUCAUCAUGUCUUCCAUGGAACUCUACGUUUGAUAUAUCUUAUUUCUUCCAAUAGCCGUACUUAAGUAUUUAGUACCGUUGAUACUUGAAACUAUCAGUAAAAGAUGCAUAAAUAAUUAGCUAGAGUUCUGGAUUACCCGCUGUGCAGUUUUGAGAAUGAGACGUCUAAAAGACUUGUGAUUGCAAAUGUAGUUCGGUUGGUGGCUUGGUAUGCUACCUGUUGCGAGACAUACCUUUCCUCGGCAUCUAGGGUUUCUCAUUCUGGGAAGUUAUAUGACAAAAGUCCUUCCCAUUAAUUAUUUUUAUGUGACAUGAAAGACAAAUUGAUUGAUUUUAAUCAGAUAUACACGUGUAUCAGGUGCAAUAUUUGAUUAGGUAAAGUUAUACCAGAUCCCAGAUGGUGUUUUGGAAUUGAAAAUGAUUCAUAUUUAAAGGUGAACGAUAACACAGAUUUCAUUUUAGAACGAUGAAUAGCUCAUCAUGUACCUUCGAGCAGGAGAAUGAAGGAGUAUAUUGUUUCUGGUCUUGAUAAUCAAGUAUAAAUACAAAUGUUUCUGUACCUUCAAUUUUUCCGCUGGAAGGUCUUCAAAGUGGCCAUAAUUUUAAAAACGAAUAUUUUAAAGUAAUGGUUAGAGUAAGUUGCUAGAUAGCAUAGUAACUAAGUUUUGUAUGCUUUAAACGUAAUGUCCACUACUACGGUAUUACUAUAACACAAAUGGUUUUAGACUUAUGGCCACAUAAUUAAUUGUAAUGAAAAUUCUGGUACACUACAGGACUGGAUAUGGCGGAAUGUCUAAUAAAAUCAUCAUGUGACACAAAUGAAUAAAGUGAAGAUUGUGCACGCUUAUGAACUGAGAUAACAUGAGACUGCCUACGGUUGCGGGAGCAUAUGCGACAGUGAAACAUGUAAAUAAUUUUCUAUGAGUGUGCUUAAUCUUUUUACGGUAAUCACACAUCGUAACUCAGGUAAGGAAUGAAAUGUCGGAAAGCGUCUAGCCCAAAAGGACGUGGCGUAUUAAUAAAACUGUUAAUCUAAAAAUAGAUCUGUAUUCGUGUGAGCGUAGGUGAAUGUGCAAAGUGAACAGGACAGGCAGUCGGGAGGGGAAUCUCAAAUGCUUUUGGUGUUUCUGUGUCUAGUACCUGAUCGCUUACAUAACUUGUAGUGUGAUAACUGAAUGUUAUAGAACUGUAGAAACUUUCUAAAAUAUUAUUGGAGCCAGCAUUUUGUCUGUAAAGAAUUGAGUUAGAAAUAUAUCAGAUUGUACAACAGCGAAAACUAAUUAGCUGUUUGUGUUACAAAGGUGUGUAUAUUUUUGAUGCUCAAAUAAAUGUCUCCUUUCUUA
Schistocerca gregaria is the source of this 4679-nucleotide messenger RNA. RefSeq names its product calcitonin gene-related peptide type 1 receptor-like. Gene Ontology annotation, biological process: adenylate cyclase-modulating G protein-coupled receptor signaling pathway; cell surface receptor signaling pathway. Gene Ontology annotation, molecular function: calcitonin receptor activity. The record is from RefSeq and is a predicted model, not a curated record. The coding region runs from base 151 to 1485 and encodes 444 amino acids. The transcript is spliced from 12 exons. Gene Ontology annotation, cellular component: plasma membrane. Lineage: Eukaryota; Metazoa; Arthropoda; Insecta; Orthoptera; Acrididae.